Messenger RNA from Miscanthus lutarioriparius, 579 nucleotides. NCBI's taxonomy places the organism in Eukaryota, Viridiplantae, Streptophyta, Magnoliopsida, Poales, Poaceae. The record is from the annotation of a GenBank genome assembly.
AUGGCCACCAUCCUGGAGAACAUCCAGAAGGCGAGGUUCCUGCCAACCAGGCCGCUCAAGGACGAGCUGCCCACCUUCCAGGGCGGCUUUGGCGGCGGUGGCAAGGAGGAGAGCCACCUCAUGGGCCUGAGGAAGCGGCUGUCCUCCUUCUCGGGCAAGAUCCAGCCCAUCUCCUCCGCGUCGGCCGAGUGGGCGUUCCGGCGCUCCAAGUCGGCGCCCUCGCUCGGCGCCGCGUUCGCCGCGGGGGGCGGCUCCCUGAGGCAGUGGUGGCAGCGGGGCGUCGGCUGGCUCCUGUCCAAGAAGCCCGGGUUCGCGGGCGACCUCGAGAUGAACGAGGAGGAGGUCGCCGCGAUGGGCCGCCAGAGCAGGGGCAGCUGGGGCCACAUCCUCUACAAGAUGCGCUCCGGCGUCCGGCGGCUCGUCAUGUCCACGCACUCGCUCCCCACCACGCACAAGCAGUCGUCCCUGCCGUCGUCGUCGGCGGCGGUGCACAACAACGUCCAGUGCAAGCCGGCGGCGGCGUUCGCCUACGCGCAGCGGCAGAGCUUCCACCACACCGGCCACGCCAUGGCGCACUAA